Zootoca vivipara (common lizard) is the source of this 1209-nucleotide messenger RNA. Lineage: Eukaryota; Metazoa; Chordata; Lepidosauria; Squamata; Lacertidae. The record is from RefSeq and is a predicted model, not a curated record.
AUGGAAAUAGUGGGGUGUCGAGCCGAAGGAACCGCUUGCCCCUUCCGCCCCCCAGCCAUGCUUUUCCACGGCAUCUCCGGAGGCCACAUCCAAGGCAUCAUGGAGGAGAUGGAGAGGAGGUCCAAGACCGAGUCGCGCCUGGCUAAAGGCGCCCAGAUGAACGGCCGGGAAGCGAAUAUGCCCCCGCUGAGCCCGGAGAAGCCUGCCUUGUGCGCCGGCUGCGGAGGGAAGAUCUCCGACAGAUACUACCUGCUGGCGGUGGACAAGCAGUGGCACCUGCGGUGUCUUAAGUGUUGUGAAUGUAAACUGGCGCUGGAGUCCGAGCUCACCUGCUUCGCCAAGGACGGCAGCAUUUACUGCAAGGAGGAUUAUUACAGAAGGUUCUCCGUGCAGCGCUGUGCCCGCUGCCACCUGGGCAUCUCGGCCUCGGAGAUGGUGAUGCGAGCCCGGGACUCGGUGUACCACCUGAGCUGUUUCACCUGCACCACGUGCAACAAGACGCUGACGACGGGCGACCACUUCGGCAUGAAGGACAACGUGGUCUACUGCCGGGCGCACUUCGAGAGCCUGCUGCAGGGCACCGAUCCUGCCUCCUACCCGCCUCCGCAGCUGAGCUACACCGAGUUGGCGGCCAAGGGAGGAGGCCUGGCGCUGCCGUACUUCAACGGCACAGGCACGGUCCAGAAAGGCCGGCCCAGGAAGAGGAAGAGCCCAGCCUUGGGCGUGGACCUCGUCAGUUACAAUUCAGGUUGCAAUGAGAACGAGGCAGACCACCUGGACAGAGACCAGCAGCCUUAUCCCCCAUCUCAGAAGACCAAGCGCAUGCGCACUUCUUUCAAGCACCACCAGCUCCGCACCAUGAAGUCCUACUUUGCUAUUAACCACAACCCAGAUGCCAAGGACCUCAAGCAGCUUGCCCAGAAGACAGGCCUAACUAAGAGAGUUCUGCAGGUUUGGUUCCAAAACGCACGAGCCAAAUUCAGAAGGAACCUUUUGCGGCAGGAGAAUGGGGGUGUUGAUAAAGCUGAUGGCACGUCGCUUCCGGCCCCGCCCUCAGCAGACAGCGGCGCUCUCACUCCACCCGGCACUGCGACCACUUUAACAGACCUGACCAAUCCCACUAUCACUGUAGUGUCAUCAGUGACCUCUAACUUGGACAGCCACGAUUCCGGAAGCCCCUCACAAACUACCUUAACAAACCUUUUCUAA